UUUGGAGAAAAACCAGUUGCCGACUCGAAAUCCCAAGUCCCCUCGGAGCUUCGUGUGCGUCGGGAGGAGGAAAACCAUAUCGCCAAUCCUGCUUGGAUUUCGUAGUGCUUCAGAACCAAACCAGCCGGACAACAGACGUUCAAAAACCUUCGCUUGUCGCCAAUUCACUAUCUUCCUCGCCCCCCUUCUCAAAUCUCAAUCGAUCAUACACGAAGCUUAGCUAAUCAGAGUUCUUCGAGAAUUUACUGGAAGAGGAGGAGGGGUUCCUUCACUCCUAAGCUGUUGAUUCUUUCUCCCGAGGGGUUUCUAUUGAUGCGGAUCACCCAUGCCUCCGAAACAACAAUCUAAGGCGGAACUCGCCAAGAAGCAGAAGGUUGUAGAGGACAAGACCUUCGGUCUUAAAAAUAAGAACAAAAGCAAAAAUGUUCAGAAAUACGUGCAGAGCCUCCAGCAAUCUGUCCAACCUAAGCCUGAUCCUUCCAAAGCGGCCGCCAAGAAGAAACUGGAAGAUGAGAAGGCCAGAGAGAAGGAGCUGAAUGAUUUGUUUAAGGUCGCUGUUAGCCAACCUAAAGUUCCUAUUGGAGUUGAUCCCAAAUCUAUUCUAUGUGAGUUCUUUAAGGCGGGACAAUGUGCGAAAGGUUUCAAGUGCAAGUUUUCUCAUGAUUUAAAUGUGCAAAGGAAGGGUGAGAAGAUCGACAUUUAUAGUGACAAACGUGAUCAGCAAAGUACUGAAACAAUGGAGGAAUGGGAUCAGGAGACCCUGGAAAAGGUUGUUGAAUCAAAAAGGUCAGAGUACAACCAAAACAAGCCAACUGAAAUU
Messenger RNA from Phalaenopsis equestris, 820 nucleotides. RefSeq names its product zinc finger CCCH domain-containing protein 21-like. The annotation marks the transcript as partial. The record is from RefSeq and is a predicted model, not a curated record. Gene Ontology annotation, cellular component: cytosol. NCBI's taxonomy places the organism in Eukaryota, Viridiplantae, Streptophyta, Magnoliopsida, Asparagales, Orchidaceae. The transcript has 4 exons. Gene Ontology annotation, molecular function: mRNA binding; metal ion binding. Gene Ontology annotation, biological process: cytoplasmic translation.